CAGCGUCUCGCCGGUUCGUGAGGAUCUGUGGUCUCAGUUUAAACUCCAGAAAGGCGGAAGUGUGAGCUGGAAGCGGUGAUGACGGCGCGGUUAUUUGUUCUAUCGCACGCUUUCCUCCUUCGUCUGACUGGCAGUGGACAGCGCAGGGGUUUGGGGUCGGAGCUGUGAGGCUGAGAGGAGCCAUGGCCAGUGUUCCUGGUGAUUUUCAGCGCAGGGUUUGACGUGUGGUGCAGGGACGCGGCUGCUGUCAGCUCAGGAUGCUCCGGCUGCUUGUUGUCCUGGUUGUUACCGGCUUGCUGCUGGCGUGCUUUACUUCCUGGGUGUUGGACAGCUACGACACCACCUGGCAUCCGAAACGGAGUUUAACGCAGUCAGACAGCGAGCGCUUUCAGAAGAAACGUGAGGCGCCUUUUCCAGGCGCAGACCUGGACAACAUCUUCUGGUUUGUGCAGGUAUCAGACAUUCAUAUAAGUCGCUUCCGCGAUCCAAGACGCGUCCCGGACUUUGAAAGGUUCUGUACAGACACUCUGAAGGUCAUUAAACCAGCUCUUGUACUUGCCACAGGGGACUUAACAGACGCAAAGACGGAAAAUAAAGUUGGCUCUCUUCAGCAUGAGGUGGAAUGGCAAGCCUAUCACAACAUCCUAAAGAAAUCUCGAGUGCUGGAACGCACAAAAUGGAUAGACAUUCGUGGAAACCAUGAUGCCUUCAAUAUUAUAUCCCCGGAUAGUGUAAACAAUUAUUACAGGAAGUAUUCUGCCAACCAGAAGGUUGGCUCAUUCCACUAUGUGCACAGCACUCCCUUUGGGAACUAUUCCUUUAUCUGUGCUGAUGCCACCCUCACCCCUGGGCCUAAGCGUCCCUAUAACUUCUUUGGAAUACUUAAUCAGAGUCAAGCUGACAUGCUGGCCACCUUUAAGCAGGAGAGUCACAGCAGCAAUCAGACCAUCUGGUUUGGACACUACACCACCUCCACAGUCAUCUCCCCUUCGCCAGGGGUCAGAGCCCUGAUGAGCAAAGCAGUGGCGUACCUGUGUGGGCACCUGCACACGCUGGGGGGUCUGAUGCCUGUCCUCCACAGCAGACACUCAACAGGAACACUGGAGCUGGAGCUGGGAGACUGGAUGGAUAACCGCAGAUACAGGAUCCUGGCCUUUGACCACGACCUCUUGAGUUUCUCGGACCUGACAUUUGAGGACUGGCCAGCAGUGGUCAUCACCAACCCCAAAGAUGCUCAGUACCUGCAUCCAGGAGUGGAGCCUCUGGGUCGCAUCUACAGCUCUACACACAUCAGGAUCCUGGUCUUUUCAGCAGCUUCAGUUACAGAAGUGUAUGUGAGUGUGGAUGGAGAGGUCCUGGGGAAAGCCGAGUGUGUAGGGGGACCUCUGUAUGUGCUGCGCUGGGACCCCAAAGUCUACUCCACGGGACUGCAUACCAUCACAGUCAAAGCAGAGAAUUUGGCAGGCCAGACCAGGGUACGAGAACAACUUUUUACCAUGCAGGAGGACCUCACACCCAGCUUUGGCUUCCUACAGUCUUUCAUCCUUCUCACUGACCACUACAUCCUGGCACGGAUUGCUUUUGUAGCUGUUGUAUUGCUGAUUGUGGGCGUCCUUGUUGCCUUCAGGUUCUUGCAUGUGCCCGUUGCCCGAGGGUUGCGCUCUCAAGCAUUUAUGUCCCUACACCUUGUCAGCAAGACUGACGCUUUCUACUACACCUUGCUGCUGUUUAAUCUGUGUACAGCAUUCGGUCCAUGGUUCAUUGGGGAGGUGAUUGAUGGACACAAUGGAGCUUGCUUUGCUUUCGGUGUGUUUGUGGAUGGACAUUUUCUUCAGGGCAGUCUGACUUAUGUUGUGGGUGUGAUGCAGCUGAUUUUCUUCAACAUGCCUCUGACAUGCUACCUCUGCUGGAGUCUGCACCAGCGCUGCAGCGGCUGCUCCUUCCGCUCUCACUUCUGCAGGCUGGGAUUCCGCUGGAGGACUCUGGCUGUACACGUGGUCAUGCUGCUUCUCUUCAUCUGGCAGGCAUACUCCUGCUACUUCCUGUUGGAGACCUAUGGCCUGUUGGCUUUCGUCCUGUCUCCGGUGCGUACCUGGGCUCUGCUGAUGGGUCUGCUGCUCAUCUGCAAGGUCUGGAGGGGACCAGUUCCAAAUCUCACUAACAAGAGCAACUCGCGGCUAUGACGGCAAAACUGACCAGUUUUUCAGACACGGUUUUAAAUAUUUUACUGUUCUACUCGUUUGAGUGCCAAAUUCUUCCCUCUUUAUCUUUCUUUCUAUACGAUCCCAACAUUAUGGAUUUCUUGAUCUCCUAAUACGAAAGCUGGAGAGAUGAUGUACUGCUUAAGCAAGGGCAUGUUGGGCCAUUUACUUUAACACUGAUCUUGGGCCACCUCCUUUUUCAGUAGAUUACACUGAAAUAUUCCAGCAAUUCAUCAGUGAAACUUGUGAAUUGCCUUAGCCAUGCUCAACUGCCAGACUAAAAGACAUGAUCAGUUAGAUAGAAUACAGAUUUGUGAACGAGCACUGAGACUCUUUGACCUGCAUUAGUGAAAGACAAUGACUUGCAAUAUAAUUUAUUUCAUUAAGAGAGCAAUAGGUUAAAAAAAAAAAUCUUGACGGUAGCAAGUUUGGUCCUGUAACUUGGACAAAUGGAUGUGCAAUAUAAUAUUGAGGUUGUUAAAGCCUUCCAAAGUCUGUUUCUUCACCUGCCUUCCUGUAUCAAAUACAAAUGGAUUAUUCAGAAUGAACAGAUAUGUUCUAAAACAUGUACAAAUACAGACACAAAUAGGAGAACCACUAUUAUAAUAAUUUUUUUUUUUUUAAUUUGGUAAAGAAAGGUUCGUAUGGCAUCCAGUUGAGACUAGAGGCGUGCAUGAGGACUGGGAUCCCAGGAACAGGUCAUACAUGCGGGAGGUUUUCAGUUUCAUAUUCAUUCAUUUGUUCUUAGUAGCUGGUCAGAGCUGCAGUGGUUUAGGUUCGGCUUCUACAAAACAAUAGACCAACUAAAUUCAUUAGAAAAUGUUGUGGGCAGGUACAAAGAAAGAUAAUACCUGUGUGAACGGGAGUAAAAAGUGAUGUACUGCUAUUUCUCUGGGGGUUUUUUUAAAGAUUUUUUUGGGGCUUUUUUUUUCACCUUUAUUGGAUAGGACAGUGUAGAGACAGGAAAUGAGCUGGAGAGAGAGAUGGGGAAAUGACCUCGGGUCGGAAUCGAACCCGGGUCCCUGGAUUUAUGGUAUGGCGCCUUAGUCGACUGAGCCAUGGCACCCCUGCUAUUUCUCUGGUUUAAAAAGAAAAAGGGGGAGAGGACCCUUGCAAUUUAGACCACGUCCACUUAAAAAUCCCAAUACAGCUACAAAAGUUUGGACCAUCCAUCCAUUAUCUGUAGCUGCUGAUCCUGUGCAGGGUCGCAGGCAAGCUGGAGCCUAUCCCAGCUGACCAUGGGCGAGCGGCGGGGUACACCCUGGACAAGUCACCAGGUCAUCCAGGGCUGACACACUGAGACAAACAACCAUUCACACUCAGUCAAUUGAGAGCCACCAGUUAACCGAACCUGCAUGUCUUUGGGGGAAACCAGAGCACCCGGAGGAAACCCACGCAGACACAGGGAGAACAUGCAAACUCCACACAGAAGGGCCCCUGGGCUCGAACCCAGAACCUUCUUGCUGUAAGGCGACAGUGCUAACCAGUGCUAACCACUACACCACCGUGCCGCCAAGUUUGGAACAGUGAACAGAUAAACAUAAUGGAUUAUGUUAACGAUAUCUCUGAAUACAGAAACUUAAUGUGUAACAUUGACAGUUUGACAUGCUCUUGUGGUUUCUGCUUUGAUCAAAUUUCACCACCAGUUAUGCAGGCUCAUCAGAACAUGAUAAUUGUUUGCUUUGUCUGUGUGGUGAGUCACAAUUUGUGGAGGAUUGUAUAGAGUAACCUCAUGAGAUUUUCUUUUAUACUAAACUAACAAAGGAAAUACAGGCUUCUGUAGAGGUGGUACAAAUGCCUGAGCUGUAUAUUAGACAUAGUACAACACUAUGCUCACUGAACACUUUAUUAGGAACACUGUACUAAUACUGGGCAGGGCCUCCCUUUGUUCUCAAAACAGAAAAAAAAAAUUCUUCGUGGCGUGGAUUCCACAAGCUGUUCGAAAAAUUCCUUUGAGAUUUUGGUCCAGUGACAUGACUGCCUCACACAGUUCCUGCAGUUUUUUCAUGUUCCUGUUCUACCACAUACCAAAGGUGUUCUAUUUUAUUCAGAUCUGGUCAGUGGAAAGGCCACUGAAGAACAAUGACUUCCUUGUCAUGCUCAUGAAACCAGUUUAAGAUGACUUGCUUUGUGACAUGGUGUAUUGUCAUGCUGGAAGUAGCCAUUGGAAGAUGGGUAGAUUGUGGCCAUGAAGAUAGGCACAUAGCUGUGACAUUCAAGUGAUGUCUGAUUGGUAUUAACGCGUUCAAAGUGUGCCAAGAAAACAUUCCCCACAUCACACCACCACCAGCCUGGACUGCUGACACAAGGCAGAUUGGAUCUAUGCUGUUGGUACCAAAUUCUGACACUACCAUCCGUGUGCCUCAGCAGAAACUGAUUCAUCAAACCAGGUGACGUUUUUUCAGUCUUCAGCUGUCCAGUUUUGUGAGCUUGUGCCCAUUGUAGCCUCAGCUUUCUGUUCUUAACUGACCAAAGGGGAACCUAGUGUACUGUUCUGUUGUUUUAGUCCAACUGCCCUGAGGUUUGACAUGAUGUGAAUUUUUGAGAUGCUUUUAUGCUCAUCAGUUGUAGAGUAGUUAUCUGUGUUACUGUAGCCUUUCUGUCCGCUCAAACCUGUCUGGCCAUUCCCUGUUGACCUUUUGAUUCAACAAGGUGUUUCCAUCUGCAGAACUACUGAUCACUGGAUGUUUUUUUUUCUUUAUUGUACCAUACUGACCAAACGCCAGAGACUAUUGUGCAUGAAGAUCCAAGAUGAUCAGUAGUUAUAUAUUUAAAAAAAAAAAAACCUCAAACCAGCUGAUUUGGUACUAACAAUCAUGCCACGGUCAAAAUCACUGAGAUCAUAUUUUCCCCCCCAGUCUGAUGGUUGAUGUGAACAUUACCCAAAUCUGCAUGAUUUUAUGAUUGUACUGCUGCCAUACAAUUGGCUUAUUAGAUAUUGCAUGAAUGAGUAGGUGUACACAUGUUCCUAUUAAAGUGCCCAGUAACGAGAGUAUAUGCUUUGCUUUUUGUCUUACGCUGACAAGACACCACUGUUUUUAGUAAAUAAGCAUGAGGAUAAACUGUAUGUAGGAUAGUUUUGUUGGAGGAAAUGACAAUCGUGUGUGUGUGUAUACACACUGUGGCUCAUUAACGUGUAGACUCACUGAAAUUCCAAGGAUUCAUUAAGCUUCUCAUUCUGCACUUCAGCUGGAUACGAUAAACAUAGAUUGCAAACUAGGGAAACAAUCCAAGUAACACAAUCAUUCAAUACACUGAUCAUGUUGCACAGUACAGAAUGAACUACAGGUACAGAGAAUUAGUGUUCAUGUUGAAUGUUUUACCGUGUAAUCCACAUUUUUUUUGUCAAUCUACUUUUAUAUUGAUGCUGUGAUAAAUUUGCUGUGGGUUUUUUUUUUUUAAUUAUCUGUAGGUCAGCUAAGGUCUCUUAGGAAUGUAAAGACUUCAGCACUUAGCUGCUCGAGAUGAUCCGUCAACAAUGUGAAGGGUUUUAAAUGGUUUCUUUUUUGAUUUUGGGUUCAUUCAGACCAAUGAGUAACUCAGUAUUUGUUAAUUUACGGUUGUGAUGAAGACAUUACUUGAAAAAGAGAUUUAAAAUACUUUUAUUUUAUGCAUAUUGAUUUUAUUGGUUUUUAAUAGUGUUGUGUUUGCCCAUUUUCUUGUAUGUAGUACAACUCAAGUUCCUGGAAUGCUGAAGAUUGCUGCUCAACUAGUGGAAACUUAAUUACGCACUGAUGGGUGAGCAAGUCGUAGUGCUCAUUC
Messenger RNA from Neoarius graeffei (lesser salmon catfish), 5963 nucleotides. It is a transcript of the gene tmem62, whose product is annotated as transmembrane protein 62. Gene Ontology annotation, molecular function: hydrolase activity. Bases 258 to 2183 code for a protein of 641 amino acids. The record is from RefSeq and is a predicted model, not a curated record. Lineage: Eukaryota; Metazoa; Chordata; Actinopteri; Siluriformes; Ariidae. The transcript has 14 exons.